This is a messenger RNA of Metschnikowia bicuspidata var. bicuspidata NRRL YB-4993, 761 nucleotides long. RefSeq lists its product as uncharacterized. The record is from RefSeq and is a predicted model, not a curated record. The transcript has a single exon. The coding region runs from base 462 to 686 and encodes 74 amino acids. NCBI's taxonomy places the organism in Eukaryota, Fungi, Ascomycota, Pichiomycetes, Serinales, Metschnikowiaceae.
CUCAGAAAUUAUGAAUUAGAGAACUUGACAGGUCUAUCAAUUUAUAUCAGGAUCUAAAAACACAUCAAAAAGAAGCUGAAAAUGGAGGUAUCUUUGAUACGAAACAGGCAAUAAAAGAGACAAAGACGAUACGAAUCAGCACACGCUAGAUACUGCAAAUAGAUUAGCCACUAUCUUGCAAGAAAUUCCGGGUCUAAACCUGGCUUCUUUGCGUCUUUGGUCAUUUACGAAGUGGCCCCCAAGAGGACCUGGGUCAACACACCCGUGCACCAGACUUUUGUAGGUGAUCGGGACUGUAGAAGUUGCAGCAUUUUUGCAGACGUUCGUGAUAGAUCAUGUUCGUAAACGGCAGUUCAAUUGCAAAACAACGUCUCCUAUCGACCCGUGUUUUGCCGAAGGCCCAAACGAGUUUCCGGUGGUCCAGACGUAUGGCUACGUCAUGAUGCAGUGUGCAGUCCGCGAUGACGAAAUGCUUUGGAUUUUUUUUCCUCAGCCUAAAUCCGGAAAUUUCGGGUCAAACGAGCGGCGAUAGCGCUGGGCAGAAAGCAGGAGGCAGGGACGGUCUUAUCGUGGCUUGCACGUCGGGAAUGCCAGCCCUGGAUUACAGACUUUGCAGGGUGUGGGGACGGCCCCGUGUAAAGUGCAGCAUAGACAGUGUAAAUUCCAGCACGGGCCCAUGGGGCUGAGGCGCCUACAAGGAAAUGCGCACCAGGCAGUCCGGCAAGCCGGCGUGUGAUUUCAGUUUGGACAGGUGUCUAGCC